This is a messenger RNA of Capsaspora owczarzaki ATCC 30864, 1755 nucleotides long. RefSeq lists its product as hypothetical. Lineage: Eukaryota; Filasterea; Ministeriida; Capsasporidae. The transcript is spliced from 3 exons. The annotation marks the transcript as partial. The record is from RefSeq and is a predicted model, not a curated record.
AUGGCGGCCAAGUACAACUUGUCGGCGGAGGAGCUCGAGAGACGUCGUCGUGAGCACCUUUGUUUCCGCUGUGGCUCCGGAACCCAUCUCAGGAAGACAUGCGGUCAGGCCCCGGCGGUGGCGGCAGUUCAAGUUCCAAUGAUCAAGUUGAGGACAGUGACGAAGGAGGAGAUGAAGGUGCGCGAAGGCGUGGCGCUGCGAGUUACUUUGGCGGGCCGGCAGUUGUGGGUCCAAGCGAUGAUCCUGGAUGGGCCGGUGGUGCCGCUCCUGUUGGGCAUGGAUGUGCUGGCGGCGGCAAAUCCUGUCAUCGAUCUGGCGACUCGGACGGUGCAGUUCGAGAGCAUGAAGCCGGUUCGUGUCAGAGGCAAGGGCAGUCUGGGCUCGGGCGUCAUUGGCGUGGUGCAGCAGGACGAGGCUGCGCCCGCGGUGGUUGCGAAAGCGGCGGACGUGCAGAACGAGGCUAAGCCGGCGGUGGCGCAAGUGGCGCGGGACGAGGCUAAGCCGGCGGUGGCGCAAGAGACGGAGGCUCAGGACGAGACUAAGCCGGCGACACAAGCCAAGCCGGCGCAGGGCGAGGCUCAGCCAACGGUGGCGACAGAGGCCGAGCCGGCGACGGCGACAGAGGCCAAGCCGGCGGCAGCAGCGGAAGAGGCGAAGCCGGUGGUGACAGGGACCAAGCCAGCGCCGGUGGCGAUCCUGCGGGAAGCGUCGGAGGCGAGGUUGCCGUCGUCAGUGGUGGCGUUCCGGCGACGUCGGAAGCGACAGAAACGGCGUAUGUUUGUGCGCUUGGUCGCGGCGGCCGAUGCGCUGGAGGUGGUUCUGCCCGAGGCGUACGCAGAGUUCGCGGAUCGUUUUGAACCGAGCGGACCCAAGAAGCUGCCCGUGAGCCGACCUGGUUUUGAUGCGGUGAUCCGUAUUGACCCGUCCAAGCAGCUCAGGUGUGACCCGAACCGCAAGUUUGGCCGUAGCAAGGAGGAAGCCCUGAGGAAGUACGUGGAGGACGGUCUGAAGACUGGCAUGAUUGUGGAGUCCGAGUCCGCGUUCUGCUCCCAGCCCAUGUUCGUCAAGAAGGGUGAUGGCUGGCGCGCGACGAUCAGGGAUCGGUACCCGUCGCCUGAUGCCUUGGCGCUGAUUGACAAGCUGAAGGGCGCGAAAUUUUUCAGCAAGUUUGAUCUCACGAGCGCGUUCUGGCAAGUGAGAUUGAGCGCCGACAGUGAGAAAUACACGGCGUUCCCGUGCGACGGCAAGCUGUACCAACACAGGGUCAUGUGUUUCGGGUUGGUCAACGCGCCGGCGAUGUUCCAGCGUCUGAUUAAUGAGGUCAUGGGCCCGCUCUCCGCUUUCGCUGGAGGGUACUUUGACGACAUUAUUGUGUUUUCCAAGACGCCGGAGGAGCACGAGCUCCACGUGAAGCAGAUGCUGGCUCGGCUGAGGGAGUUUGACCUGUACGUCUCCUUGAAGAAGUGCGUGUUUGGCACGUCGAGUGUCGACUUCUUGGGGCGGCGGGUCAGCGAAGCCGGAGUGGCGGUGGAUCCUCGCAAGGUGCAGGCAGUCCUCAACUGGAAGCCGCCGACGGACGCGACUGGUGUGCGUGAGGUCAACGGCCUCGCGUCCUUCAUGAGGCGUCAUGUGCCGAACUAUGCCGAGCUGGCGCGCCCGAUGACGAUGCUGACGCGGAAGAAUAUCCCAUUCGUCUGGUCGGCAGAGUGCGAGAAGUCGUUCCGCGCGAUCCAGCAGGCGCUCGUCCAGGCGCCG